AUGACAAUGAUUAAGGUAUGGUUGCGCGAACCUCACCAAACUGAUGAUGAAGCUAUAAAGCUUAUUGUUGAUGAAUCCGCAGAUGUUUCUGACGUACUUUUAAAAGUUCCUGAAUUACUUCGUGUUCAACAUCUUAAGCCAUCAGAGAUUCAAGCUGAAUUUAAUGAUAAAGUGCUUUCUAACAGAUUACUUAUUUCAACUGUAUUUGAAGGAGUUAAUGAGGGUACUCUCGUUAUUAAACCAAGACCAGGUGUGGUCGUUGGAAAUACAGUAUCAAAGGUAAGAGGUACUACUACUACUACUUCUACUGGAGUACAUGAGAAUGAGUUAAAGAGUAAUUCUUCUGUAACUCGACAGAGGGGACAUCCCCCUCCAUCACCAAGAACGAAAAUUGUAAGGAAUACUAAAGAAAAUACAGAACAACUAAAGAGAGUAGAUUCUCUCACUGGUGAACAGGGAAAACCGCCAGUGGCUAGGAGUGGAAGUAGAGGAGCAGCUUCUUUACGAGGCGUAGGAGGGGGUACUCCUAGAGGUAGAAAAGCAGAAACACCCACCUAUCAGAGAGAAAGGAGUAUAACCAGUCGUGCAACAACUCCCAAGCGCGAUGUCUCAAUUUCAAAUUCAGAUAGAAACCCUUCACAACGUCGUAUGUAUGUGGAUCCUAGGGCUGUACCAUCUCGUUUUCGCCAAGAAGCAGAAAGAGUAAGAACAUCUUCCAAGCGACAUCAGAUAAACACCGUAUGUGAUAGUUUUAAACCUCAAUGGGGAAAACCUCUCUGUGCUACUUGUAACCACUCAAAGCAAGCCCACUGGGUUUCACAUAAAGAAAGACCCAAUGUACCGGAGCCUGGUUUAUCAUCAGAAGUUGAUACAAAUGUUAGUGAAGCAGUGCAUGUAUGCAACCACACACCUAAUGGAAUACCUCUUAUGAUUCCAGAAAACAACACCAGUAACGACAGUACAUCUUUAGUGGGACCCAAAGAGUAG
Molecule: messenger RNA, 987 nt
Organism: Trypanosoma theileri
Lineage: Eukaryota; Euglenozoa; Kinetoplastea; Trypanosomatida; Trypanosomatidae
Exons: 1
Coding region: 1-987 (328 amino acids)
Source: RefSeq, a predicted model, not a curated record